AUGAUUCUUGUUCAAUUAUUUAUAAUUAGCUGUUUUUGUGUGCUCAAUAUAGAAUCACAGUUUUUUAACUAUAUAACAAUAAAAAUAUUCCGCGACGAUCGACCACUGACUCUACUGAAAGCUGAUACUGUUAAUAACGAACUAGAUGUAACUGAAAUUAUAAUAGAAAACGAAGAUUUACCGAUUUUGAAAACAGGUACCUUCCAAAAUCUCACGAAACUAAAAAAAAUUCAUAUAAACAGUAAUAAUUUAGAAACUAUAGAAAAUAACAUAUUUUGGAAUCUUCCUACAUUGAGAAUUUUAAAUCUGAAUUUUAACAAGAUUCGACAUAUUCCUAAUAAAGUUUUUGCAAAUUUGGCAGUUUAUAAAAUGUCUUUUAAAGGGAACGGAAUCGAAACUUUAAGUCCCGAAGCUUUUAACAAUCUCACCAACUUACAUAUAUUGGAUUUAAGUUCGAAUCAAAUCGAGUUUUUACCACAAGAUUUAUUUACGAAAACAAAUAAUUUGAAAAAACUCGACCUGAGCUACAACAAAUUGCGAUAUUACCCAAAAAUUCAGUACAAUUAUUUUGAAGAAGCUUUCGCGAACUCUGUACGAUACGAAGAUACUUGCAUCGAUUUAAGCUUCAAUAAUCUUCUUUUUUUAAGCAAUAUAUUGUUAAAAGGAAUCAGAUAUCUUAAGGAAUUAAAUCUUAACAAUAAUAAUAUAAAAGGAAUUGGGGAAACUGCUUUCAACGACUUGAAAUGGAUUGAAAGCGUUAAUAUAGAAGGUAACGAUUUGGAAGAAUUAAAUGACGAAGUUUUGAAACUAUUAGCUAUGGCACGAAGUAUUAAUGUGGAAAAUAACCCAUGGACAAAGGAUUUUGUGUGUAAAUAUACUAUAUGGUGUUCUAAUAAUGACGUUAUCAAUACUAUGGAUGUAAAAUGUACAUGAAAUAAAUAUUUUA
This is a messenger RNA of Diorhabda sublineata, 946 nucleotides long. Its product is annotated as platelet glycoprotein V-like. The transcript has a single exon. The record is from RefSeq and is a predicted model, not a curated record. Gene Ontology annotation, molecular function: protein binding. NCBI's taxonomy places the organism in Eukaryota, Metazoa, Arthropoda, Insecta, Coleoptera, Chrysomelidae. The coding region runs from base 1 to 933 and encodes 310 amino acids. Gene Ontology annotation, cellular component: extracellular matrix.